UCUUUGUUUCUCAUUCUCUGCCUCUCGUUCAUGAGAGCAAGAACAAACCAACAAGGAAAAAAAGAAACACGAAAAUCAGUUAGAAAAACCAAUCUCAAGAAUCAAUCAAACCGCCAGUUUUGACCUCAGAAACUUCAUCUUAUAUUCCAUUCGUCUUUGCCGACAAGACACAAAAUUUCUCCCUUGAAUCUGCAGUUUCUCAUCUUAUAAUCUCUGAUUAAUCUUCCCCUUAUUCGAGAAUAUUUGAUUUGGAUUGAUACACGGAUCGGGUGGAUUCCUCUCGAUUGCUUUAAAUGUGAGAAUAGUUGUUGGAUUGAAUUGGUGACUCCCCCAGGUCAUCAAAAGAAUCUUUCUUCCUUCCCCUGUUUUUCUCAAUUGUAAGUUGUUUGUGGAUUUUGGGAUGCCUCUCUUACGGAAAAGCGACUCGAUCCUAAUCCGGGAGGUGUGGAACGACAAUCUUGAGGAGGAAUUUGAAUUGAUACGUAAGAUUGUGGACGACUAUCCUUAUGUUGCCAUGGACACCGAGUUCCCCGGCAUAGUUCUUCGUCCUGUAGGCAACUUCAAGAACAGCUAUGACUACCAUUACCAGACAUUGAAGGACAAUGUGGAUUUGCUCAAGUUGAUUCAGCUGGGACUUACGUUUUCGGACGAGGAAGGUAAUCUGCCGACCUGUGGGACUGACCAGCGGUGCAUUUGGCAGUUUAAUUUCCGAGAGUUUGAUCUGAAUGAGGAUGUUUUUGCUAAUGAUUCGAUCGAGCUGUUGCGCCAGAGCGGCAUUGAUUUCAAGAAGAACAUUGAGAAGGGUAUUGAUGCAAAGCUGUUUGGGGAGCUGUUGAUGUCGUCGGGGAUUGUGUUGAAUGAUAACGUGCAUUGGGUUACUUUCCACAGCGGGUAUGAUUUUGGCUACUUGCUUAAGGUUUUGACUUGCCAGAAUUUGCCUGAUACGCAAGUGGGGUUCUUUAACUUGAUCAGUACUUACUUUCCAACGAUAUAUGAUAUCAAGCAUUUGAUGAAGUUUUGCAAUAGCCUACAUGGUGGACUGAACAAGCUCGCCGAGUUGUUGGAAGUGGAGAGGAUUGGCAUUUGUCACCAGGCAGGAUCUGAUAGUUUGCUCACAUCUUGUGCAUUCAGAAAAUUGAAAGAGAGUUUCUUUAGUGGUUCUUUGGAGAAGUAUGCUGGUGUCUUGUAUGGUUUAGGUGUUGAGAAUGGACAGAGCACUCAUUAAACAAGAGAUAGUAGGAAACGAAGAAAAUUUUAGAAGCCUGUUACAUAACUGUAUGUCUGUGCAUGAAAUCUUCAUGUACUUUUUCUGGCAGCAAGUUAAUUGAUGAAUACAAUAUAUUUUUU
Molecule: messenger RNA, 1347 nt
Organism: Argentina anserina (silverweed cinquefoil)
Lineage: Eukaryota; Viridiplantae; Streptophyta; Magnoliopsida; Rosales; Rosaceae
Product: probable CCR4-associated factor 1 homolog 6
Exons: 2
Coding region: 401-1225 (274 amino acids)
Cellular component (GO): CCR4-NOT core complex; P-body; CCR4-NOT complex
Molecular function (GO): poly(A)-specific ribonuclease activity; nucleic acid binding
Source: RefSeq, a predicted model, not a curated record